Venturia canescens is the source of this 815-nucleotide messenger RNA. RefSeq names its product DNA replication complex GINS protein PSF2-like protein (gene Psf2). Lineage: Eukaryota; Metazoa; Arthropoda; Insecta; Hymenoptera; Ichneumonidae. Bases 119 to 685 code for a protein of 188 amino acids. The transcript has 4 exons. Gene Ontology annotation, cellular component: nucleus; GINS complex. The record is from RefSeq and is a predicted model, not a curated record. Gene Ontology annotation, biological process: DNA replication; double-strand break repair via break-induced replication.
AUUUCCCUCUCUCUAACCUAGAGAUCGAAAAACUUCAGUGUCAAAUCGUCAGAUGCUACGAACAAUCGCCUGUUUGUGUUGCAAAAGUUGAUUUUCAUUGUUUGACCUUUUUUUCGCGAUGGAUCCAACCGAAGUCGAAUUUAUGGGAGACAAAGACCCUAUUAGUAUUUUGCCGCUAUUCAAUCUCGAUGAAGUUCAUUUAAUUUCUGGCUCUCUCGGUCCCUUUCGGGCCGGUAUACCUAUCAAAGUUCCCAUUUGGAUGGCGUUUCACUUGAGGCAACUCGAAAAGUGUCGUAUUGUUGCUCCAGAGUGGAUGGAUGUUGACAACUUGAACGAAAUAUUGGCCAACGAAAAAUUGUCAAAAAAUCUUACACAAAUGCCCAGUAAUCACUACAUGAACACCGCUCAUAUGCUUCUGAAUAUGGCUGCCAAUGACUUUUCUCGAGCUGAAGAAAUACGCACUGCUGUCAAGGAUAUUUGGGACAUGAGAAUGGCAAAACUGAGAACAUCCAUCGAUGCUUUUUUCAAGAGUGAUCUCUUGCAUGCUCAACUGGACAAUGUCACAUCAAUGGAGCUAAACAGUAUCCGUCCCUUGUUGCCGCAUGCAUUGGACCAAGUUUUGAGGAUUCAAAUGGGCAAGGAAAAUUUGGCACAGGAUUCUCAAAGAGGCGAAAGUUCUCAAUAGCGAUACAGGGAAUAGGAAAAGUGAUGUUAAUUAAUAAGGAUUACGUAAGAAUAAGUAACACUGGUUAACUUUAUGGCCUUGCGUUUGGAAUAUUUGAUAAAUGAAUAAAUUGAAUAAUGCUUUGGUUUUA